Laccaria bicolor S238N-H82 is the source of this 2571-nucleotide messenger RNA. RefSeq lists its product as uncharacterized. The transcript has 8 exons. Lineage: Eukaryota; Fungi; Basidiomycota; Agaricomycetes; Agaricales; Hydnangiaceae. Gene Ontology annotation, biological process: regulation of transcription by RNA polymerase II. The record is from RefSeq and is a predicted model, not a curated record. The coding region runs from base 1 to 2571 and encodes 856 amino acids. Gene Ontology annotation, molecular function: RNA polymerase II cis-regulatory region sequence-specific DNA binding; DNA-binding transcription factor activity, RNA polymerase II-specific.
AUGACCGCCGUGAAUCUCCAGAUUAUGUCAAAUACAAUGCCCCUCGACUUUUUCCCUCACUCUCGCUCAAAUUCUGUCUCCUCAUCUUCAACUCACUCCUCCCACUCCCGCCCACAAUCCUCCCAAGGUCCCAUGUCCCGUAUCCAUUCAUCGGUCCCUCCAUCGGCAGAAGAUUACAGACAUUCCUACCUUGGCUCACUCCACACCGAUUCCCCGCCAAAUCAUAAUAUCACAAAUCCUGCUUUGAAGGGCCCCUUGCGUCCCAGUCACAUCCGGGCCCGUGCAGCGGCAUCGCCUUAUCCUCGAGACACUGAUAGCGUUCACUCCUCCUCCAGUGAGGCCGAUGAUAUGUCAAUGUUUCUUGGUGGUCCAGGCCCCGAUUAUCAGUCGAUGUAUGGGGGAGCACACAGCAUGGCUUCUAAUCCAGAAACGGUCCACACUGCGGGGGCAUUUGGGAGGAUGAAUUUGGGAUCCGAUCUUGCUCUUGAGAAACUUGCUGCGAAUGUACGUGCGGCCACCACGACGAGCGCAUCUGACAGGGCAAAGCAAAUUUUUGUUCAAGCAUGGCUCACAGCCAACUACGCUCCAUACCCCGACGGCAAUGUACCCCGACAAGGCUUGUACUUUUCUUAUCGUAGGGUUUGUGAUCAAUACGGGAUCCCCCACAUCAAUACCGCCACACUUGGCAAAGCAAUCAGGCUCUGCUUCCCUACGAUAAAAACAAGGCGCCUGGGCGUCAGAGGGAACAGUAAAUACCAUUAUUGUGGCAUCAGGCCCGCCACAGCAGCCGAAGCCGAAUGGCUACAGGAUUAUAUCCAUAAAUCUAACAAUAAUGCCGGCCAGGCAUCUAUUAAUGCCGCGCGACUCAAUCACGAGCAGGAGUCGACGAACAGGAGCGAGGAGAGGUCGGACGAUGACGAUGACGAGGAUUCUGAAGGAGGAGGUUCAGCUGCAGGCUCCAAGAGGAAUUCCCUCACGUUGAGCGGUGAUUUGAAGCAUCCAGUUUUCACAGACGACAUAAGCGAUAGGACACCCACAGCAGCGACUUUAUUGUCACAGGUCCAAGCUGCACAGCGCCCUGGCUCCUUCCCGCCUCAGGCCUCUAUCCGUAGACACCCCCAUCAGGAGCCUGGUCUUAAUCUUCAAACGCAUUCGUCACCUUUGGCCAACUCGGGACCGUACAUAUCCCCGCAGCAACCUCUCUCUGUUCGUCAGUUCUCACAUUUUCCAUCGAUCGACGAUGCUGUUGGCUCGACCUCGACAUCUCCACAUGGAGUCGCUGCACGAGAAGUCUGGGGCUGGUUCCAAGAUCAUCUUGAUGUGCUCCUCGAAAGUGUCAGGUCCUUCCGUUUCGAUCAGUUUGAGAUGCACUUGCGCACGUUCUGGUCCAGCUUGACGGGACAUCACCGCGAAAUCGUUCAUGCACCUGCCAUUGCGGGUCUGAUGGCGAAGGCAGACGCUAUUGUUUACGAUGAAAUUCUGGAAAUCUUGCGCUCACAAAUGCUCUCCCCUAUUCCGGCGGUAUCACUUUCUAGCCUUCGCCAGCUUGCGCUGAAAAUGGAGAAAAUCUUGCUUGUCGCACUUGACAAUUACGGAAACACUUUUGUGGAGCCUAAAGUUGAGCUUGGCGCACGAUUUGGUCAUCUCGUUUUGCGAUUCCUCGAUAUCUAUCAAGUUACCCAAGCUUUAAAUACGGUUCUCACUAAUCAGAAGCAACUUUCCGAGAUGCGCAGGUCGUGGCAAAAGGUUGAUUUUGAGUCGGUCCGCAAUCAGUCUGCUCUGGUUUGCAAUUGCCGGCAUGAGGACCUAGUACAGCUGCUUGAGGUCGAGUUUGUUUCUGUUCUCGAUAGUCUUGCCAAGAGCAACGAGCCAGUUCGGGAGGUUAUGACUUGGGCCGAUAAAUGUUGCGAGAGGUUAAUGGGAGGCAGUCGUGCCAACCACGGAGGACCCGAGGAGAGGAAUGUCAUGAGCUCACGUAGCGUCCUCAUCCGAUGGGGCUAUGUUACCAGCCAAGUAAUGAGGGACCUUACUAUUCGCAGUGACCCAGCCUUUGGCGCCUUCCAAAUUUUGAAGCUCUUCUUGGAUGAUUGGAUCGCUGUCAACGUUUUAAGGAGUGUUGCGCUUUCAACAAAUUCUGUUGCCGCAUCCGUAGAGCCCGUGAUACAACAAAACUUCUUUUCUUUGUCUCCCAUGGCUGGUCAGGAGAGUUUUGGGUCAAUGGAGGUCAGACCCCAGCACUUAAUGGCACAUACGCCGACUACCUCGAGCAUGCUGGCUGCCCUCCAACACGACUCCUAUACUAAUGGGUCGUCCCUUGAUCCUUCCUCUUCUGCCUUCAACUCGGAUGCCUAUGGGUCAAUGUCGUACAUGGAUACCUCCGCAGCGCAUGACGAUUCUCUUCCCCCUCAUCAACCAGGAUUGUCGUUCCAGGAUUUCGGUGGUUCUGGCAACACGUUCGAUGUCUCUAGUUACACCUCUCAAGAUCUGGGCGCUCUGAACGGUUCAGGCACUCCAACAACUGAUCCUGACCACGAUGCUGAAUCUGUCAAAACGGAGCAACAAGGAGUAUGA